Molecule: messenger RNA, 2940 nt
Organism: Cololabis saira (Pacific saury)
Lineage: Eukaryota; Metazoa; Chordata; Actinopteri; Beloniformes; Belonidae
Gene: slc5a5
Product: solute carrier family 5 member 5
Exons: 17
Coding region: 169-2058 (629 amino acids)
Biological process (GO): sodium ion transport; iodide transmembrane transport
Cellular component (GO): membrane
Molecular function (GO): symporter activity
Source: RefSeq, a predicted model, not a curated record
GAGAAGGUGUAUGGAUGUGAAGCAGCUGUUGAGGAGUGACGAGGGGGGCCGUCAGCACAUUCCUUCUUCACUGACCAGACGGGACUGAACUGGCCACCGAAGCACUGAUCCGUUGAUCAACUUGAUCCAAAAGAAACCACAAAGCAGGGGGCAUCAAAGUUUAAGAUAAUGGAGGAGCAGUCUGCCAGCGACCCAUCCGGAGCGGGUUUCGUCGCGGCUGACUAUGCUGUCUUUGCUGCCAUGUUGUCGAUUUCUAUGGGAAUAGGGCUCUUCCAGGCCCUGAAGAGGAGGACAGAGGACUCAAGUGUCAGUGAUUUCUUCACCGGGGGUCGGAGCAUGCCAGCUGUGCCUGUCGGGCUGUCGCUCUGUGCCAGUUUCAUGUCAGCAGUCCAGGUUGUGGGUGUUCCCUCUGAAGGUUUUCGCUACGGCUUUAAAUUCCUCUACAUGUGCCUUGGACAGAGCAUCAACUCCCUGCUGACAGCUUACCUGUUCCUGCCAGUUUUCUUUCGACUGGGCAUCACCAGCACCAAUCAGUAUCUGAAGAUGAGAUUUGGCAGAGAGAUGCAGCUGUUGGGCAGCGUCCAGUUUCUUCUUGCUACACUGCUAUACACUGGGAUUGUCAUCUAUGCACCCGCUCUGAUCUUAAACCAAGCCAUGGGACUCAAUAUGUGGGUGUCUCUGUUUUCCACUGGUAUCAUCUGCACUUUGUACACUACAUUGGGCGGCAUGAAGGCCGUGAUCUGGACUGACGUGUUCCAAAUCUUUGUCAUGUUGUCGGGCUUCGUGGCAGUUUUCAUCCAUGGCACAGUCCUCGUUGGUGGCCCUGCACAAGUACUGGAGAUUGCCGGCAAUGGAUCACGUAUUAAUUUUAAUGAUUUUGACGUUGACCCACGGAAGCGUUAUACCUUCUGGAGUCUCACUGUUGGCGGGUCAAUGGUUUGGUUGUCCAUGUACGGGGUGAACCAGGCACAGGUCCAGCGCUACAUCUCAUGCCGAACAGAGCGCGAGGCCCAGUGGGCGCUGUUUGUGAACCAGGUGGGUCUGUGCCUCAUUGUGAGCAGCGCUUUAACCUGCGGCAUCGUCAUGUUUGCUUACUACAACGACUGUGAUCCACUGAAGUCGGGAAAAAUUUCGGCACCUGAUCUGUAUAUGCCGUUCUUUGUGAUGGACAUAUUCCGAAAUCUCCCAGGCUUUCCAGGUCUUUUCCUUGCCUGUGCGUACAGUGGAACUCUCAGCACGGCUUCCACAAGCAUCAAUGCCAUGGCUGCAGUGACCAUGGAGGAUCUGCUGCAACCCCAUCUGCUCCACAUGACGCAGAAGAAACUCAUCCUUGUCUCCAAAGGAUUGUCAUUUCUCUACGGGGUCGGUUGCAUCACUGUAGCUGCUCUCUCCUCUUUCCUGAACUGGGGAGUUCUCCAGGGUUCCUUCACUGUCAUGGGCGUGGUCAGCGGCCCAAUACUGGGCGUAUUCAUUUUGGGAAUGUUUAUCCCAGCAACAAAUAGGCUGGGGGCAUUCUCAGGGAUAAUAGUGGGCUUCUGUGUCUCUAUGUGGCUGGCUGUGGGUUCAACGCUUUACCCACCCAGUGAGAAAACCAUGGGUGUCCUCCCCAGCUCCACAGGGAGCUGUGAGCCCACUAACAUCACCCUGAACAGCCACGUUGAUCACGACCAACCCUACAUCUCCACCCCACUUCACCCCAGUGACGACGGUAGUGGCAUCUAUAACUUCUAUUCCAUGUCUUACCUCUACUUCGGAGCCAUGGCUACCAGUUCGGUUAUACUUGUCGGACUGAUAGUGAGCUACGCAACAGGGCCAACAAAGAGGAGCCAUAUUAAAGAGGGUUUGUUGUGGUGGGACCUGAAUAAAAAGAAAGAGGAGCUCCCAUCAGAACGCAGAGCCAGUGCAAUAUCCAGGAUGUUCCCUUGCCUUCUGCACAAUGCAUGCUGGGAUGCAGUACAGACGCCUUUGAACACCAGAAGGAAUAGUCAGGUGGACAAAGUGUCUGAUAAACCACAAGUGGUGCCUUUGAUGAACCUGCACAAACCUGAAGGACUGUAAAAGAAAAAGAGCUAAUAGAUAGUUGCAAGGGUGGCCUUUACCCCAUUAGCAUUAAAAAAGGAAUCACAAUGACUUUUCCCAUCCAUAAUGUCCUCGCUGUCUAAACUCUUUAGUUUGAAUGUUUUCUGCAUUAGUAUUUUUUUGUAGUCUCAAAAUCUGGAGUAAUAUCUGUGACUUAAUAACUGUUCCAAAGGGCUGUGUAUGAGCUGUGUAGGCUGUAAUUUUAACUUUGAUGAGAGACAUUUUCAUCUCAUUCUGGUAUGUUUCAUAUAUGUAACAAUGAAAGUGUGGUUUCAUCAGAAUCAUGACAGGGAGCAAAGAGUCCUUUUAAUUAACAGCUUCUCCUUCCUCAUUCCGUUGACGUCAAAUAAAACCUGUUAUGUUAUUUCCAGUUAACUGGGUGUUGUGGGAAACAGUGUACAGCCUAAACCAAAGUAGGGUCUGUGAACGCAGUGUUAUAGUUUAAUGCAUCACCAUAAAAUGACUGCAGUCUUUCUGUACACAGGAUGCAACACAAAGUCUUUUUUCCUCCGCUUUUUUGUGUUUUGCAAUAUGUUGAAAGACAUGGCGGGCUUUUAAAUCUAAAAACUACACAAUCUUUAACUGAAAAGUGAAAGGCUGCAUCCAUUAAAAGUAGCAUAGAGUGCAUGCCUUGAGAGUAUCGAGGGGAGAUUUAUUUGGUCUGAAACAAUUACAACUCCUGCAUGUUAGAAAUACUCCCAUGGUUUGUUUCGGCAUUAACCAUUCCCAGCUACGGGUGUCUAGCAGAUACAGGCCUGUUCACCCUCUUCUCAACUUAAGAGUCUUAAAAAAAAACUAAAAAAAAAACAAUACAUUUUGUUGAAUUUGCAAUUGUUAUGACAAUAAUAAAUAAAUGAAUCC